Messenger RNA from Wasmannia auropunctata (little fire ant), 3372 nucleotides. It is a transcript of the gene Mtmr6, whose product is annotated as myotubularin-related protein 6. The transcript is spliced from 13 exons. The coding region runs from base 438 to 2450 and encodes 670 amino acids. Gene Ontology annotation, biological process: dephosphorylation. The record is from RefSeq and is a predicted model, not a curated record. Gene Ontology annotation, molecular function: phosphatase activity; metal ion binding. Lineage: Eukaryota; Metazoa; Arthropoda; Insecta; Hymenoptera; Formicidae.
CUCAGAUUCGUAAUCAGCAACCUCAAAAACUCCCGAUAACCAAUUUUCCAGUAUUAUAUUUCAAUGUAUCAGCCCCUUCUUGCCACCAUCUUUCGUUUACGACCGCGUUCCGAAACUCGUUGAAAAAAAUUUUCGCCUCGUCUGUAUAUCAAUACGAAGCGGAUCGACUGUUGCACACACGCAUACCGCAAUCUGUCACCAUCUGUCACUUUCAAAGGGAAUGGGAGUGAAUGGGAGUAGUAUGUGUAACCUCGCCUAUUAGCUUAAGAUAUCUGACAAGUGUCCACCUACGCUUGGAACAAAUGUUUAUUUUUUAAUCUGUCGCUGUCAUGAAGCUCGGGUGAUAUAUACGUGUGCGUGUGCCAAUCGAUUGCAAUCGCCUAAAUCAAAUAAAGCCAUCUGAUAUCGCGCGUACGAUUUUUCUUAAGGCCACAAAAAUGGAUCAGAUAAAGGUCCCUAAGGUAGAGAACGUGAGGAUGCUAGAUAAAUAUAGCAAUAAUCAUUCCAUCGGCACGCUCUACCUGACGGUGACUCAUCUCAUCUUUGUCGAAAGGAGCGGCAAAAAGAAGAUAUGGGUGUUAUACACACAUAUCUCUAACAUAGAGAAACAGCCAUUGACGACCACAGGCUCGCCGUUGUAUAUUAAGUGCAAGCAUUUUUUCAUUGUCACAUUUGUCAUCCCGAAGGAACGCGAUUGUCACGAGAUUUAUCUCACAUUAUUGAAAUUAUCCUGCCCAGCUAGUGUAGAAGAUUUAUAUUGCUUCAAUUACCAAGAGAAUAAAGAUACGCUACCUCAGCAUGCCGGAUGGAAUUUCUUCAAUGUGCAGAGUGAAUUUCAACGGCAAGGCGUCCCGAACGAGGAGUGGUCGCUUUCGUAUUUAAAUACUAAUUAUGAGCUCUGCGAUACUUAUCCAAGGUACUUAUACGUCCCGAGCGCAUCUACGAAAAAUAUUUUAUUAGGCAGCGCGAAGUUCAGAAGCAGAGGGAGGCUACCAGUUUUGACGUACUUGCACUCGAACAAGGCUGCCAUUUGCCGCUGCAGUCAACCGCUCUCGGGAUUUAGCGCGCGGUGCCCCGAAGACGAGGAAAUGAUGCAUCACAUACUGUGUACAAAUCCUAAUUCGCGGUACAUGUAUGUUGUCGAUACAAGGCCGCGGAUCAAUGCCUUCGCUAACAGAGCUGCAGGAAAGGGAUAUGAGAACGAGAAUUUCUACGACAAUAUCAAAUUUCAUUUCUUCGGCAUAGAGAACAUUCAUGUAAUGAGAACGAGUUUAAAUAAGCUUUUGGACCUGCAAAGAUCAACGUCCAUGAGUGCAUUCGUGAGUGGUUUAGAGAGCAGCGGUUGGCUCAAGCAUAUUCGUUCCAUCCUGGAAACUGCUUGGUUCAUCGCACGGGCAGUUUCGAACGGCGUGAGCGUGGUAGUGCAUUGUAGCGACGGAUGGGAUCGCACUGCGCAAGUGUGCUCUCUGGCUGCGUUGCUGUUGGAUCCAUUUUACAGAACUAUUCAGGGCUUUCAAGCUUUAAUAGAAAAGGAUUGGCUCUCGUUCGGUCAUAAAUUUAGUGACCGUUGCGGCUAUGUCAGUAACGACGGUAAAGAACUCGCGCCGAUAUUUACACAAUUUAUAGAUGCGACGUACCAAUUACUACAGCAAUAUCCAUAUAAAUUUCAAUUCAACGAAUAUUUCCUUUUAACGUUACACGAUCAUGUACACAGUUGUCAAUACGGCACGUUCAUCGGAAAUUCGGAGAAAGAAAGGCAAAUGUUAAGAUUAUCCGAGCGAACGUACUCGUUGUGGGGCUACUUGGCGAACAAUAUGAAUGAGUAUAUAAAUUCAAUCUACAGGUGCAAUCGUUACAACAACGAGGAAUCUGCUGAUAUUCUUCAACCAAAAUUGGCACCUCAGUCUAUCGUUCUGUGGAGAGGCCUGUACUUCAGAUUCGAGAAUGGAAUACAUCCUAGGGAAACGUGCGAAGACUUAAUUCUGACGAUUCACGAUCACACGAGUUCUUUGGAGGAUCAUGUGAAGCUUCUAUUAAAACGAGUCAGUUCGUUGGGGCAACUUUUAAAUACCGCUCCGAAUAACGCUCAAAAGAAGGGAAAGCAUAAAUUCGACAAUAAAUUCAUGAAGGAAUCGUUGUCGGAGACUAUAAUAGAGAACACCGCAAAUCACGACGAGAAGACGAGAGCUAAACUAAAAGCGAAUCAAUUGGAAAAUGAAUUGAAGACGGUCGCCUUGGAAUGGAAAUCGUCGCGAAAUAUGGAAGAAUGUGGCUGCUCCACCACGUUCGAUGCUUUUAACAAAAAGCAUCAUUGUUGGUCCUGCGGUGAUGUAUUGUGUACAAGAUGCAUGGCGGUGCACACCAAGUUACCUGGACAUCUGUCACAACGUGCCGUACCCACCUGCAAAUCGUGUUAUCAAAAUUUCGGCAUGUCUGCCACUAGUCCUUAGAGCCGCGCUUUAUUUAAUUUAAUGCCGACUUAAGCGGUAUCUACAAUAAGAUUUUAAAGGCGUAAAGCUUAAGCUUUAAGCCUUAAGCCGUAAGAAAUUGACCAAACAUAGUCGAUUAUUCUCCUCAUAUUCGUCUGUGAUUAAUUAAUUUCUUAUGGCUUAAGUUUUACGUCUUAAAAUCUCAUUGUAGACACCGUUUUAUGCUUACAAUCUGUAUUUGUACACACAUGUCUUUUGAACGAAACAGCGAAGAAACGUAGUACAUGUAUCGAGCAAUAUCGUAUUAUUCAAAUUUCAAUAUUUAGCUGUUUUCUAUAUUUCUUCGAAUUUUAUUUCGUUUCGCAAUCGAUCAAUACACAAACAACGUAGUACCUGAUUACAAUAUGUACCAUAUGGAUUUAUCUCUAACUUAAAUAACUCAUUUAACACAUUAAAGUUCGUGAAUAUUACACCAAAUAAUUAGUAACAAAUCAUUGACUAUCAACUACUAUGGUACGGUCGAUAAAUACCGUUUACAUUUUACGUCAAUGACUUUAAAAGCUACCUUGUCAAUUGUAUUCUUUCGGUAUUUUUUAUAAUCGCUAGAAAAAAAUGAUACAUAUAUAAAUUAUGAAUAUAUAUAUAUAUUGAUUAUGAAUAUAUAUAUAUAGAUUAAAAAAUUACGGGAACACAAGCUGAUUUUGCACAUUCUGUGGAUAAAUAUUAUCUGCAUCGCAUCGCAAUUAAAUUGGACUCUGCCAUAGUAGUUGAAGAAUAUAGUAAUUAUUAAAUUCGUUUUAAGUUACAUUAGGACGUGAAAUUGUACAUACAUUGCAUUCACAUAUAUUACAUUCAUCACUUCUUUACUAUCUUUUGCUAAUUUGUCCCACUGUAAUAUCAAAUAUGUAACAUUAAAACUGAGUAAAAUGCUGUUCUUUAAUGU